UGGAACGUAGUACUCAUCGAAUCAAGGCUGUUACACCGCCACCAGUCACGGCCCCCCCUUUAUUGCUGAUGCCUUCUAUUCCACAACUAGAGCCUUCCCCCAAUAUGGGUGUACAGAACCCACCGCCCCUUAAAAGCUUUAGGGAUACUCUUGUCGCUGGAUUUGUCUCUCCCACUCAUCCUCUGGUAUCAUAUGUGGAGCUAGAACUCCUUAACCAGCAAGCAGAUAUGGUAGCGAAUACCACUCAAAAUCGAGGCCCUAGAAUCCCAUCAGUGAGACUUUCCCCAGAGAUAACCCUCCAACUGCGAGAGAACUGGAAGAAUAUAGUUAUCAUCAAACUCUUAGGGAAAAUAAUUAACCAUAACCUCCUCUGUUCUAGACUGAAGUACUUAUGGAAAACAGAGUGUGAGUUUGAUAUGAUUGACUUAGGUUUGGGCUACUAUACUGUGAAGUUCGCCUCUAUGGAGGAGAGACAUCGAGUCCUUAUGGGGGGACCAUGGAAGAUCUUUGAUCACUAUCUUGCGGUGCAGCCAUGGCCACCUAAUUUUUGUCCUUCUUGUGCAAAGGCCCCAAAGACUGCUAUAUGGGUACACUUUCCGGAACUGUCGACUGAGUAUUAUGAGGAACCAAUUCUCCAUUUGUUGGGGAAUCAAGUGGGUCGCAUUAUCUUGGUAGAUGAAACUACUUUGCUAGCCACCUGUGGCCAGUAUGCAAAGGUGUGUGUAGAAGUUGAUUUAGCUGAACAGUUGGUCUCGAUGGUUGAUUUGUAUGAUGGAGUAGACCCAACUCCUAUGCUUUUGACAGUGGCAUAUGAUCUAAAUAAUGUGUGUUUCCAUUGUGGUGAAUUUGGCCACAAAAAGACAGUUUGCCCUUACCGUCAACCCCCGACAGUUGGUGAUUCACCAUUAGGAACUUCUCAGAAACCAACUCCAACGCAAUCUGCUAAUUUUGCUACUCUUGCAAAACACUAUGGGCCUUGGCCGAUUGUUCUUGUUAUGGAGGUAGCCCCACCAACUGUGGCAGGAGAAGGGAUUUCAACCUUUAAACAUCCAGCUCAUGAAGCUUCUAGAAUGGAGAUCGUAUUGGAAAAAUCUACUCCAACUCAACUUGAUAACAUGGGCCCAUUGGAACAGGGGACCACUAUAACGGCUAUGCAAUCCAAGAAGAACAAGGAGAUUCAGCAUGAUGGAGCAAAUUCUCUCGCCAUAGGGACAACUGAGGAAAUUGUAGGUAGGAAAGAGAGACGACCUGCGACAGAUACUUCUUCACAGACGCCAAUCAUGGUGGUUUCAAGUGACCCAGGGCUUAUGCAAAAGGGGGUACAGUAUCACCCCUUUCGUCGGGAAUGUAAGGAAAUGUUGAAGAUUCAUAAACCCGAUGUCAUUUGUUUCAUGGAAACUAAAGCCGAUUCCACUUCAAGUGCUCUAGGCUUUAUACCAUGCUUUGGCUAUGAUAAGCAAUUUCAAGUGCCAGCUUCUGGCUUCGUUGGGGGACUUUGGUGGUUUUGGAAGUCGUCGGGAGUUCAUCUCUCUGUACUUUCAUCUUCAGCCCAGGUAAUUCAUUGUUCUGUUGAUUAUAAUGUUAAGAACUACUUGCUUUCCUUAGUGUAUGUUAGACCUCAGGCACAUUUCAAAGAAGCUUUCUGGAAUGAUAUUGAAUUUCAAAGUCUAAUUAAUACAGUUAGUUGGGUUCUUAUGGGAGAUUUCAAUGAAAUUAUGUCUGCUGAUGAGGUCUUUCCUAGGCAUUCGGCAACCUUUCAAAGAGCAUCAAGGUUCCGACAGAUUUUAGAUAACUGUAAUAUAUUUUCUGAAGAUGCUUUAGGAUGUAAGUUUACUUGGUGUCACAUUCAACAUGGCCAAGUAAUGUGGCGGGAAAGGCAUGAUAGGGUCUUGUUCAAUGCCCAGGCCAAAGUACAAUUUCAAGGGGCUAAACUCAUUAAUUUGCCAAGAAUCUACAGCGAUCACCACCCCAUUUUGCAAAAUUUUGAUACGGCUGCAUCUCAACCUUUACCAUAUAAACCACGUCGUUUCAAAGCUGUAUGGCUCACAAGGGAAGAGUUUUCUAGAGUCUUUUCGCAAGCCUGGGGGCAGUACCCUUUGGAUAUGAAGGCAGCUAUUGAGAAUACAAGCUCUGCUUGUAUCUUAUGGGGGGGAGAGGCUUUUGGAAACAUCUUUCGAAGGAAGCGCCUUUUAAGGGCAAUGAUUGCUGGAAUUCAAAAUUCUCCAUCCUAUGGCUCCUCCGCUCCUUUACAAUCUCUAGAGAAUCAUUUAUUGCAAGAGUAUCAACAAGCCCUUUUUGAAGAGGAAGUGCUUUGGUUCCAGAAGUCAAGGGUGGAUUGGAUUGCCUCAGGUGAUCGGAAUACUUCCUUCUACUAUAUGUCUACUCUUACUAGGCAGUGUAGUAACAAAAUAGGAGCAUUAAAAAUUGAUGGUGUAUGGUUAGACAACCCGGAGGUCUUAAAGCAACAUGUCCUCAUCACCCUUACUUCAAAAGCUUCUUUAGAGGAGAUUAGAGUGGCUUUGUUUUCCAUGAAAGGCCUCAAAAGUCCAGGACCAGAUGGCAUACAACCUUUGUUCUAUCAGAGACACUGGGAGGUUGUAAAAGGUACAUUUCUUGAUUUUAUUAACAGUGCCCUUAGAGAGGGUUGUUUUGAUACUGAGUUAUCAAAGACGUUGGUGGUUCUUAUUCCAAAGGAAAGGAAUCUUGACUCCAUCCAGAAAUUUCGCCCAAUUAGCCUCUUUAAUGUGGCUUACAAGGUGUUGUCUAAGGUAAUUGUUAAUCGGCUUCGAUCGUUGUUACAAAAACUAAUUGGCCCUCACCAAAGUAGCUUCCUAGCAGGUAGAAGCACUUUGGAUAAUAUGAUACUUACUCAAGAAGUGGUGCAUACUAUGCAGCAUAUGAAAGGCAAAAAAGGGAACAUGGUGUUAAAAAUUGACUUGCAUAAAGCUUUUGAUAAUGUGCAUUGGUCUUUCCUAAGGCAAGUUUUAGUUGAUUUCAACCUCCCUGAGAAACUUAUUGAGUUGAUUAUGUUUUUGGUUACAUCAGUGCAACUCUCUGUAUUAUGGAAUGGGGAACCUCUUUCGUUCUUUUCUCCACAAAGGGGACUAAGGCAGGGAGAUCCAUUAUCUCCAUAUCUGUUUCUCAUGGUUAUGGAAAAACUUGCCUACUUGAUCCAACAUAAGUCGGCAAUGGGUCAGCAGUGGCCAAUGCACUUAGCUCGAGAUGUGUGCAAAACUCCUCACCAAUUUGGAGAAGCAUCUUGCGAUGUAGGGAAAUGCUUAGACUUGGUAUCAGGUGGCGUGUCGGUUCUGGUGUCAACAUCAAUUUUUGGACAGACGUGUGGGUGGGUGGGUGAUUCUUCUUUACAGCACUCUAUUACGGGGCCUAUUGAUUUGGAGGCUCUCACUAAAGUCACUAUGCCGGUUGCUCAUUUGAUUACACCAAAUAGGGAAUGGAACCUAGAUUCUCUGAGAAACUUGCUGCCAGAGGAUGUUGCGGAUGCGGUUAGAGUAGUCCCUUUACCAAUAGAGGUUCGCUAUAAUCGCCACCUUACCGACUCUCCAAACUAUCCUAGAUGUGGCUUAGCUGCUGAGUCUUCCAUUCACAUAUUGCGUGACUACCGUAACAAGCUGAUCUUUAACAAUAUUCAUACUCCCCUGCUUGUGUUAUAUUCUCAUAUUGUCCAGCAUGCAUUUUAUACUUCACUCGCCCAAUCAAAUGCAAUUUGCGGACAAAUACGAGAAACUUGUUGGGUUAGAUGGCAUCCACCUGAAGACGGGUUCUUCAAAUUGAAUACAGAUGGGUCGCUACGGCGGGGCUCAGCAAGUGUAGGGGGCUUAAUACGAGAUUCAAAUGGGAAUUGGCUUCAUGGUUUCCUGGUGAAUAUUGGUAGGGCCACAAGUUUAGUUGCCGAAUUAUGGGGCUUGCGAGAAGGCCUCAAGCUUUGCCUCUCAUUGGGCAUUUCUCGAUUGAUAGCUGAAAUGGACUCUUCAAUGGCAGUACAGUUGAUUUUGGAUAAUGGCAAUAGUGGGGGGCAAGGAGCUGCUCUUGUUGUGGACAUCAAGACCAUCUCUGGUAGAUUUUCUUCCUUUGUCCUACGCCACACACUUUGUGAAGGAAACGCAGCAGCUGAUUUCUUAGCUUCUUUGAGUCAUGCGGCUUGCAAGGGUGUCACCUUUUUGGAUUCCCCUCCUGUUGGUUUGCAGCAGAUUCUUUUAGAAGAUAGGGUGGGAACUAUGUUUCCCAGAGCUUAGUCUGUUUUAAGUAGUUUGUUUCUGAUGUACCAAAAAAAAAAAAGAAAAAGAAAAAGAAAAAUUCGUUUAUUGC
Molecule: messenger RNA, 4326 nt
Organism: Rubroshorea leprosula
Lineage: Eukaryota; Viridiplantae; Streptophyta; Magnoliopsida; Malvales; Dipterocarpaceae
Source: the annotation of a GenBank genome assembly